AUGGCGGCACUGCAAAUCAACUUAAGACCCUUUACACCCCAGGUCCAACACUUGCGAGCCAAAUCCAUCAUCGACCAUGUCAGUAGACCAGCUAAAAUUCGCUGCUCCGCCACCCCUCCCACAAAAAGCUACAACAUCACUCUACUUCCCGGCGAUGGAAUUGGUCCCGAAGUCAUCUCCGUCGCCAAGCACGCCCUCAAACUCGCUGGAUCUCUCGAAGGUACAUCAAACCCUUAUCUCAAAAUCCCACCUUUAUUUUCCGUUUUGGUAGUAGAAAGAGACGAAAAGGAAAAGAAAAUUUUUAGUGAAAAACAGUUUGAAUGGUGUACGGUGUACCUUAUUCUGUUUUUGAGGUCAUAG
Messenger RNA from Ilex paraguariensis (yerba mate), 360 nucleotides. Lineage: Eukaryota; Viridiplantae; Streptophyta; Magnoliopsida; Aquifoliales; Aquifoliaceae. The record is from the annotation of a GenBank genome assembly.